Molecule: messenger RNA, 4057 nt
Organism: Paramecium pentaurelia
Lineage: Eukaryota; Ciliophora; Oligohymenophorea; Peniculida; Parameciidae
Source: the annotation of a GenBank genome assembly
AUGAACAAAGGACUUUCUCUACUAACAAAGUAAAUGUAUCAAAAAUUAAUUGAGUUAGAUGACCUAUCUAUUAAAUUAUCAGAUAAAAUGGUAUUAUUUAUUUAAAUUCUUGGAGCUUUGCUAAAUUUAUCAUAUUUACAACCUUUAGAACAACAUAAAUACAUAUAUAUAGUAUCUUUAUUUGCUAGACCAUAAUUAUAUAUAAACUCUACUAUUAUCGGCUAUAUUUUUCUUAGUGCAAAUAUUUUGUAUGUAAUAGGCAUUUUUUUUAAUAUACCUGGUAAAAGGCUAAUUUCAUUAUAUGGUGGAUUGAUGGUAACUAAUUUAUUAAAUUUUGGAAUGGAAAUAUCAUCAUCUCCAAUUUGCUUUAUAUUGUAACCAAGUCUGAUUAUGAUAUCAGGGCUCAAUCAAUUAUUCUUAUUGGAAACAUUAGAUGUGGAUAAUAAGAACUUCCAUUAAACUAAAAUAUUAUAUCCAGCCUAUCUUAUAUGGAUUAUAUAAAUCAUUUAAUCAUUGUUAUGGUAUUAUAAUUAGAAUAUAAUAACAUUAAAUUUGAUUGGAUUAUUACAAUCCUCACUAUAAUUAGUCUUUGCUAAUAACUUUAUUAUUGCCUCUAUUCAAUUAUACACAAUUAUACAUACUUUUACAAUAAUCUUAGGUAUUGCAAGUAACUUCUCUUCUUUGUUAGUUAUUUUUCCUGUUUUAUUAAGGAUUACACAAUAUAGAGAAUAAAGAAAAAAAAAAAUAGAAUUCUAAAAUUGUAAAAAUAAUAAAAGAAUAGAUAAUGUUAUUAUUUAAAUAUCAAUAUUGAUAAAUAAUAAGUAAUAUUAAAAAGCAUUAUGUUAACUUUAAGAGAUGAAAAAUCUUAACAUUUACUAUGAGAUUAAAAAAGAAAGAAUGAAAUUAAAAUGUUUAAAUUUAAUAAAAACUAUUAUAUUUGCCAAUUAAUCAACUCAACAGUCUUUUGUAGAUUCAAUUAAUAAAGUCAUUUAAAUUGAAGAAACGUCAUAUUAUUAUAUAAAAGAAUUAAAAAAUCUAAUGUUAUAAAAAUUGCAACUAUUAUAGAAUGUAUAAGAAGAAAACUUUGAUAUUUAUUAUGAUUAUUUAGAUAAACUAGCAAAUAUUGAAAAAAUUCUAAAUUCAUUAUAUUAAGAUCAUUCAACAUUAAAAAAUAAGGCUAUUUUAUUAUUCUUUUAUGCAGAGAUAAUGAAUAACUUUCAUUAAGCAAGAUUUCUAUCUCAUUAGACUAAUCCUAUUCAGUAUGAUACUUAUGAUCUUAAUAAAUUAGCAUAUCUAAUUUCAAAAUAUGAUUAAGGAAUUAAAAUAUCAGGCAUUUCUAACAAUAAUAUUUUCUUUAAAGAUUCAUCUUUAGGAAUUGAAGGUUACAUUCCUCCAGGAGUUAGAGAACAUCACAAUUCAAUUAUUGAAUAAUUUAUAGAGACUGGAAUCUCUAAAUAUGUUAAACGAUUUGAAGCAAGUUUUAUUGCAAAAGAUAAUGAUAUAUAUAUGACAUCGAUAGAUUUUGGAUUUAAUGCAAUAAUAACAGAUGAAUUAAAAUUUAUAACCUUUAUAUAAGUUUCAAUAGAAUAACCAAUGGCUAUGAUAUUGAAUUCUUAAUUGUAAAUAACUUGUUUAAGUGAAUCUUUAUCUAAUACUUUAAAUAUCUCUCAAUUUGAUUUUAAACGUAUUGGCUAUAAUAUCAAGAAAUUUGUACCUUAAUAUUCAGAAACUGAAAGUUAUCAAGAAAAUUUAGAAUUAAUUUUAACAGACUAAGAUUAAGAAUUUCCUUAUGUAACCACUAUUAAUUAAUAGAUAAAGUUAAUAAACAAUCAACCUGUUUAUUAUAUUUUAACUUUUUAAUAUAUUAGAAAAUCUAAUUCUAAAUAGAAAAGCUUUUCAUAAUUUACAUACUAAUAAAGUAUUCUUGAACCCAUUUAAGAAUAUAAAACUAGAUCAGAUUUUGACUUUUUAUUAUAAGGUAAUAUUGCAUAAGAAGAAUAAAUUGAUGUUCCUUAUGAGGAAAAUGAUUUAAAUUAAUAAUACUUAAAUUAUUUAAAUGAGUUUUAAUAGAUGGAUGAUAAUACAAAUAUCUAUAGUCCUGAUAAUAAGAAAUAAUAAAAUUUAAGACUUAUAAGAAAGUAAACAUUUGCUUCAAGAUUGCGAAAACAAUAAUCCUUAAAUAUUGAUUAAGAUGAAUAAUUUUUCAUAAAAAUUACAGAAAACUCUUAUAAUUCAAGAUCCAAAGAUUUUCUAUCAGAAUAUUAUGAUUAACAACUCUCUAUUUUAAAUAAAUUUAUAAUAGCUUUUUUAUUAAGUUUGUUUGUAACAUUUGCAUUUUUUUUGUUACAAACUAUUAAAGUUAAUUCAGAUAUUAGUCAACUUAUGAAUGAUUUAGAAGUUUUAGACUUUUCUUAACUUUGUUUUUAACCCAUAGAAAACACUUUAUUAGUAAUAUUUUCUUUAAGUGAAUAUAAUUUAUAUUUUCUUAUGAAAAUAAUUACAUAUUAACAAUUAAUUUAGUUUGUACAAUUUCCAUCAUCUUAAAUCUAGAUUGGUUACAAUUAAAUAUAUUAAAAUUUUAAUUUACUAUUUUAAUAACCAUUGCUACAACAUAUAUUAGAUGAUAAUCAACUUGAAAUUUAUCAAUACACUAAUAGUUCAAAGGAAGAAAGUUAUAGUAUGACUUUAAGAAAUGCAUUUGGAACCUUAUUAAAGUUUUAAUAUGAUGUAUUGAUAGAUUUCAAAAUGAAUGGAAAAGUAAAUGCUGAUACUGCACAUAUUUACUUUACAUUUAAAAAUUAUAUGCCUUUAAAAUAAAUAGUUACAGAUUUACAUAAGAUUAUAUUGGAAGAUACAAUGUUUGUUGUAGAAGAUGAUAUCUAAAUAAUAAUAGUUCUACUUAUUGUUAGUAUUGUGGCUCUUACAUUUCCUUAUCUUUUAAGUUAUUAUUACUUUAUUGGGAUAGCCAAUUAGAUUAGUAGAUAUUAUAAUAUCAUAUUAUAAUUGCCUUAAGGGAUGAGAGAAAUACAAAUUUUAUAAUAUAAAUAAUUAAUCUCAUAGAUAAAUGAUGAUUAUGAAUAUAUUGUAAGAUAUAAAUAUAAUGAAUAAAGUUUUGAUAAAACAAAAUAGAAAUAAAGCUAUCAAAGAGUCAAAGUUUAAAAUAGAUUAAAAUUUAAAGGUUUACGUUGGAAGUUUGGCUAUUUAGUGUUAUAUAUUAUAAUUCUUUUGAAGUCUGGAAUUUCAUUUUAUUUUAAUAGAGAAUAUUUAUAAGGAUAUAAAGAGGUAGCUAGCUUUUAUAAGGCAUUAUCAGAUUUAAGUAUAGAUAUCUCUUCAAUGUAUUCAGCAAGGGAGGUAUUGUAUUUCAGAACUUCAUUUCCAUAUUUGAAUAAUGAUACUAUUUCAUAAUUGUUAUAGGUAAUUGAUUAGGGAUUGAAUAGAACCAAACAAUUUUUAGAAAAAUAAUUCAUUUAUGACAAGUAUAUAAUUUAUAUAUUUCAAGAGUUAUAUUGUCAGAUGAAUUUUAAGAGUACUAUGAUUCAUUAGCAACAGGAGAUUUGUGUAGUUUGUUAUCAGAUGAAUUAUAAUAAUAAACUAGUUCAUUUUGUCAAUUAUUAUUCAAUGGUAAUAUGAAAAAUGGUUUAUUAUCAACUUUGACUAUUAUAACUAAUAGUUUAAAAUCUGAAUUGAAUUAUAAUUAAUUUUAGAUAAGAACUUCUGUCUAAAUUUAUGAUUUAGAAGGCCCAUAUAUAAUUUCUGGUAUUGUAAGCAAUUUGUAUUCAAAUAUGAGGCAUGAUAUGCAUAUAUAAACAUAAUAGCUAAUGAAAUUAAUGAAUGUAAAAUAUUAUAAUAAAAAUAUAAAUAGAUAGCAGGUAUUAGUUUGCUAUCUCUUUUGGGAGUGUUGAUAUUAUUUUCGAAAGUUAUCAUUUUUAAUAGAUUGGCUAGGAUGUUUGAAAUUAGUAAAAAGUUUAUUUCAUUUAUUCCUAUAAAGAUGUUAUUAUUGGAUGAAGGAAUGGAAAGAUAUAUUAAAAAUUUAAUGUAUAAAAAUAACUUAUCCUGA